Sinocyclocheilus grahami is the source of this 1609-nucleotide messenger RNA. RefSeq names its product ras-related protein Rab-35-like. Lineage: Eukaryota; Metazoa; Chordata; Actinopteri; Cypriniformes; Cyprinidae. The transcript is spliced from 6 exons. The coding region runs from base 758 to 1387 and encodes 209 amino acids. The record is from RefSeq and is a predicted model, not a curated record. Gene Ontology annotation, molecular function: GTPase activity; GTP binding.
GUCUAAGUUUGAACAAGAUGCAUAAUACCUGUCGCUUCCUCUUUUUUUUCAGGAUUAGAGGACCGACAGGGACUUUUCUCACUUCCGGCUUGAAGCUACAUUCCUACAGUGUUUUGGAGUUGCAGUGAUCUUUCAAAGUGUGGGAAGCUACCAGUCUCUGCAUGCAUCGGUGGAAUUGUUGUGACUGAGAUGUCAUCUAUAUAUCUAGGAAAUCAAGAUUUGGAGACGAAACCACUUGGAUCUCAAACAAAUUGCCCUGUUUUCCGGAUAACUUGAUUCCUUUUCUCUGGAUUAUGAGCAUCGUCAGCAAUUAAAUAACCGUUCACUUUGUAAUCGGAGUCAUCUGAUACUUAACCACAACAAUGUGGUAAUGUGUUUGCACUUGAGGGCGAGGCGACGAAGAGGAAAUUCUACGUAGAUUUUAACUGUAGAUCCCUAAUGGGGACAAAAGCAAUGGAAAUAUCACUGGAAAUUUAAAGUGUUUAAGAUGAGCUAAGAAUAUUGCACUGAGAGCGCCAACGUGUUACAGACAAUGCAAAAUCACUGAUUCGUGAAUUGGAAUGCACUGAAAUCGAACUGAUGCAUCAUUUUGUGCUUGAAUUUUGAGGAAAACUGGAAAGACGAUCACAUGAUGCUCACAGUAUUUCACACAAAACCCUCCGCACUAAAUGACCAGUUACUUUAAGACACAGGAAAAUUGACAGAGGACUUGAAAGCUGUUAAACUUGUUUCAUGAGGACACAUUUUGAACAGAGGAAUGGCAGGAAAAGACUACCAUCAUCUCUUCAAGUUGCUCAUCAUUGGUGACUCCAAUGUUGGGAAAAGCAGCUUGCUCCUACGAUUCGCAGACAACUCAUUUUCUGGCAGUUACAUAACUACUAUUGGAGUUGACUUCAAGAUCCGCACAGUAGAGAUUGAUGGAGAAAGAGUUAAACUCCAGAUCUGGGACACUGCAGGGCAGGAAAGGUUCAGAACCAUCACCUCUACGUAUUACAGAAACACUCAUGGUGUCAUCAUUGUUUACGAUGUCACAAAUCCUGAAUCGUUUGUCAACGUGAAAAGAUGGUUAAACGAGAUAUCACAGAACUGUGACAACGUCUGCAAAAUUUUAGUCGGAAACAAGAAUGAUGAUCCUUCUAAAAAGCUUAUGGACACUCAAGAUGCUCUGCGGUUUGGAGAGUCAGUUGGUGUGAGGUUGUUUGAGACAAGUGCUAAAGAGAAUAUCAAUGUAGAGGAGAUGUUCAUGGCUUUCACCCACAUGGUCCUUCGGGCCAAGAAACAGAGCCAGAGUCGAGCAGAACGAGAGAGGGAGAGAGAAAAGGACACGGUCCAUAUAAAUUCCCACAGGGACAGAGAAAGGAGGAAGAAAGGGAAGAAAUGCUGUUAGAGCAGAGGUGUUAGAACAGACGGAAAGAGGGACAAAUCAAACACCUUUGCAACUUUGUUCCUUUGGGUCAAGUUUUCAGCUCAGAAAUGUGACUUUUUCAUGAUAACACUGCGCUUAAGAUAAAACCAAGAGGAAUAAAAAUAACUUGCUAUUAUGUGCCGAACAUCAGCGUUUGUUUACACCGAUGUUUAUCAAUGUAAGGUGGGGUUUUUUUUUUUUUUU